AGUAAGGUAGCACUUACGCGCGCGGGCUUUGAACAACCACCAUCGCCAAUCCCUUCACAGGCGUGAGUCGCCCGCGUUCCCUACUUCCACUUCCAUUCCCUUUUUUAUUGGUUUACCUUCUGUUCUCAUUUUCUUGAUGGUCUUUUUUCACACCCACUUCAUUCUUAACACUGCAAACGGCGCAACGGUUCACUGAAGUUGACAUUUUCUGGUUUUUUUCUUCUCCACUCUCCACUGCUGAUUAAAUUCAAUUCAAUUUAAUCGUCAGCUUUACCGAAGGUGUCAAGUGAGUGUGUCAAUUAUCAAAACUGUGACAAUAUCUGGAGUGAAGAUUUUUCAUCAGUGACUGGUGCAAUUGGAUACAUUUAUCUGUACAAAAAAAAGUAAUUUCGUUCUGGUGCAUUUUAUCGACAAAAUAAUGGCAACAAUGGUCCUGUGGUAUAUUCUCCUGACCUGCCUAAUGAUUUUUAUAUUGUCGAAGAAAGGAGGUAUCCAAUGGUUAUCCCCAUUCCCAGAAGUCGGGGAUAAAAAGAAGAAAAAUCUCAAGGGACCGAAGAGUCUACCUGUUAUCGGUAGUCUCCAUCUUCUCGGAGGUCCUGAGGGCCCUUUCGCAGCAUUCACCAAGCUUGCCAAGGAGUAUGGAGAUAUUUACGAGAUUCAGCUUGGAGUAGCCAAGUGUGUGGUUGUCAGUAGCUACACUCUGCUCAGAGAAGUACUUAUAUCAAAGGGAAAUGAUUUCGGUGGUCGCCCGGAUUUCCUGAGGUUCCACGCACUCUUCGGCGGCGACAGGAAUAAUUCUCUGGCAUUAUGCGAUUGGUCGGAGGUUCAGCGUACGAGACGUUCACUCGCGAGGAGCUUCUGUUCACCCCGCGGUGGUAGUUUUCAACAGGAGGAAUUAUCGAGAAUAGCUGCACUCGAGACAUCAGAUUUACUUUCGACAUUGAAACAACCCGAGGCCGAAGGGGUUCUGAGUGGUGUUAAGCCACUGAAGCCCCUUCUCCUUCAGUCAGUGGCGAACAUGUUCACCAGGUACAUGUGUUCAACACGAUUUGAAAAUACUGAUGAAGAAUUUCGUCGGAUUGUUCAGUCCUUCGACGAAAUAUUCUGGGACAUCAAUCAGGGCUACGCAGUUGAUUUUCUUCCCUGGCUGAAGCCCUUCUACUCCAACGUCCUGAGUCGACUCGGUGGCUAUGCCAGCACCAUUCGGGGCUUCAUUCUCCGCCGAAUCAUCGAUCAUCGUCGUGCCAGCCUGGACACUGUCAACGGCAUUCCCAGGGAUUUCACUGACGCCCUGUUGCUGCACCUGGAGAGCCCCGAGACCGAUCUAUCGUGGGAUCACAUUCUCUUCGAGCUGGAGGACUUCCUCGGGGGACACUCGGCCAUCGGCAACCUAGUCAUGAUGAUUUUGGCGCAGACAACGGUACAUCCUGACGUGCAGAAAAAAAUUCAGGAGGAGUGCGACACGACCCUCGCCAAAUCGGAGCAUUCUGAUGGUCUAGUUGCUUUGGAUGAUCGACAAGACAUGCCCUACACGGAUGCCGUUAUCUGGGAAACACUGAGAAUGUCGAGUUCUCCAAUAGUCCCUCAUGUUGCCACUGUUGACACUCAUAUUGCUGGUUAUCCUGUCAGCAAGGACACAGUAAUAUUCAUCAAUAAUUUUGAAAUGAAUCUUGGUGAGGCGUAUUGGGGACCGGACUCGCGUCAAUUCAAGCCCGAGAGAUUCAUUAAGAUGAUUGAUAAUAAACCUCGAGUCACACGACCUGAACAUUUCGUUCCAUUUUCAACGGGAAAGAGAACCUGCGUCGGCCAGAAACUCGUUCAAGGAUUUGCAUUUGUCAUUGUCACUGCAUUACUCUCGCGUUUUGAUAUUCAUGCGGUUGAGGAUGUGAAGAGUAAACUCAUGCCAGGAUGCGUUGCUGUACCACCAGAUGCAUUUCACUUGGCAUUGACACCCAGACAAUCCACUUCACCCUGAUUUUAUCAUUUUUUAUUUUCCUCAUCUGACUGUCAUUAUUAUCAUUUUCUGUUGAUACUCUCAAUCAUAUCAAUGGCGAUUGAGCACAACUAUCGGGAGGUGGG
This is a messenger RNA of Diachasmimorpha longicaudata, 2079 nucleotides long. Its product is annotated as cytochrome P450 307a1-like. The transcript has 2 exons. The record is from RefSeq and is a predicted model, not a curated record. Gene Ontology annotation, molecular function: oxidoreductase activity, acting on paired donors, with incorporation or reduction of molecular oxygen; monooxygenase activity; iron ion binding. NCBI's taxonomy places the organism in Eukaryota, Metazoa, Arthropoda, Insecta, Hymenoptera, Braconidae. The coding region runs from base 419 to 1975 and encodes 518 amino acids.